AUGCCGGUGUCAACUAAAUCCCAACCCUCUAAGAUUAGAAUCUCAAUCGACCGAGGCGGGACGUUCACUGAUGUGCAUGCCUCUGUACCUGGUAAACCAGACAUCAUUUUGAAGCUUUUAUCAGUCGACCCAGGGAAUUACCAAGAUGCUCCCACCGAAGGAAUUCGGCGGGUGCUCGAACUGGCUACUGAUGAAAGCUUUCCCAGAGGCAAGCCACUCAACUUGAAAUAUCUGGAGAGACUGCGAAUGGGUACUACAGUAGCUACGAAUGCAUUGCUCGAACGAAAAGGCGCAAAGUCGGCGCUGAUCACCACAAAAGGCUUCAAAGAUCUAUUGUCAAUAGGCAACCAGGCGAGACCCAAGAUCUUCGACCUCUCUGCGAAGAAAGCGGAAGUGCUAUAUGAAAAGGUCGUCGAAAUCAACGAGAGGAUCAUCCCCUGCCCCCAAGCCAGCGAGGCACACAGAUAUCCUGAAUGCCGCCUAGUAGAAGGGACAACUGGCGAGCAAUUUCGGAUUUUGCAGGAGCUCAAUCAAGAAGAAGUCAUUGACGAACUGCAUAAAUUAUGGGACGAAGGAUACAGAUCGCUCGCUGUGGCACUGCUGCACUCCUACGCCCAUCCUGCGCAUGAGGUUAAGAUUGGCGAGAUCGCUUUGUCGAUGGGCUUCUCGGUCGCCCUGUCGUCAAGGCUUCAGCCCAUGAUCAAAGUGGUGCCCCGAGGCAUGUCAGCUUCGGCAGAUGCCUACUUGACCCCAGUGAUCAAGAGUUAUAUCGACUCAAUCGACUCCAACUUUGAAGGCGGUCUCGACAAUUCGCACGGCUGCCGCUUUGAAUUCAUGCAAUCCGAUGGAGGGCUGGUCGACUUCCGCAACUUCAGCGGUCUGAAAGCGAUUCUUUCUGGACCUGCCGCUGGUGUAGUCGGGUUUGCCGCCACUAGCUGGGAUGAACAGGAGCGUGUCCCUGUCAUUGGAUUCGAUAUGGGCGGCACCUCCACUGAUGUCUGCCGGUUUGAUGGAAACUUCGAGCACGUCUUCGGUGCCAACAUUGCAGGCGUGUCAAUACAGUCUCCACAGCUUGAUAUCAACACUGUCGCCGCCGGAGGUGGAUCGAAUCUCACAUGGCGAAACGGUCUGUUCCUUGUUGGCCCAGAGUCGGCGUCUGCUCAUCCAGGCCCGGCCUGCUACCGCAAAGGAGGGCCUCUCACAGUCACCGACGCCAACUUGUUCCUCGGUAGACUACUACCUGAGUACUUCCCCAAGAUAUUUGGUCCGAACGAGAAUGAGCCACUGGAUCGUGAGAUCACCACGCGGAAAUUCCAAGAACUCACAGAUGCCAUUAAUCAAGAACAGCGAGAAACGGGCCAAGCAGAGUUCACUGCCGAGGAAGUGGCCCUAGGCUUCCUGAAGGUUGCCGAUGAGUCUAUGGCACGCCCUGUCCGUAAUCUGACUGAGGCGCGCGGCUUCGAGACUUCUUCCCACUAUCUUGCAUCGUUUGGAGGCGCUGGAGGUCAACAUGCCUGCUCUGUUGCAGCCACUCUUGGGAUCUCUCGGAUCAUCAUCCACAAGUAUUCUUCGGUCCUCUCGGCGUACGGGUUGGCCCUGGCGGACGUCGUCAAGGAAGCUCAAGAGCCUGCUUCUGUCGAGUAUAUCUCCUCGCAAUCCAGCUUGCGCAAACGAUUCGAAAGCAUGAUCGCCAAUUCCACUUCCGACUUGCUGGGUCAGGGGUUCCAGCUGGAACAGAUCCAUCAUCAGCUCUACCUCAACAUGCGUUACGAAGGCUCCGACACCAGUCUCAUGAUUCUCAAGCCGGAGAACUGGGACUUUGCGGCAGCAUUCAAAGAACGUCACCGGAGAGAAUUUGGAUUCACGUUCGAAAAGCCAUUGCUGGUGGACGACGUGCGUGUCCGCUCGAUUGCCUCUUCCAACAGACACGCCGAGAAGAGUCCAGCAGUCCAGCUCAAAGAGGCGCAGAUGAAAGACAUGACCAACCCCCCGAAGGAGACGACACAAGUAUAUUUCGAGACGACAGGCUACGCUGAUACUCCUGUCUAUCUUCUCAAGAGCAUCGCGAAGAACACUCUGAUCCACGGCCCAGCAAUCAUCAUCGACGAGACUCAGACUAUUGUGGUUGCGCCAGACGCCGUGGCCAACGUGCUGCAAACAUGCAUCGUGCUUGAUCUGGAGCAAGACAAGACCCAGACCGCCCAGGUCACCUCCCCUGCAGACGCGGUAUUAUCCAACGCAAGAAUCCCCAUCGACCCCGUGAGACUCUCCAUCUUCGGGCACAGAUUCAUGUCCAUCGCCGAGCAGAUGGGCCGGACGCUCCAAAAGACGUCUGUGUCCACCAAUAUCAAAGAACGCCUCGACUUCUCCUGUGCACUAUUCUCUCCUGAUGGCGGCCUUGUUGCGAACGCACCCCACGUGCCUGUUCACCUGGGCUCGAUGCAAUUUGCCGUACGUUACCAGCACAACCGGUGGCUCGGCCAACUCAAAGACGGCGACGUUCUUGUCUCCAACCACCCCAGCUGCGGCGGAACGCAUCUACCAGAUAUUACAGUGAUAACGCCCGUGUUCGACCGACCCGGCGGCUCCGAGAUUGUCUUCUACGUCGCGUCGCGCGGCCACCACGCCGACAUAGGCGGUCUGCUCCCGGGAUCGAUGCCGCCGAAAUCCACCGAACUAUGGCAAGAAGGCGCGGCGAUUGAAGCGGAAAAGAUCGUCGACAACGGCUUCUUCAACGAGUCCCGGAUGACUGAAAUAUUGCUACAAGAACCUGCAAAUUACGACGGAUGUUCCGGCACACGCUGUCUCGCGGACAACCUGUCCGACCUGAAAGCCCAGAUCGCCGCCAACACACGCGGCAUUCAACUCAUUCAGAACCUGAUCUCCGAAUACGGUCUCCUCUGCGUGCAGGCAUACAUGUACGCCAUCCAGUCUACGGCCGAGACGGCUGUACGCAAUCUCCUGCACGAACUUUAUCUCCGCUUUGACGGGCAGCCGCUCGCAGCGACGGACUAUAUGGACGACGGGACGCCGAUCAGUCUCAAGAUCCAGAUUGACAAAGACACCGGCUCCGCAGUGUUCGAUUUCGAAGGAACUGGGCCGGAGGUGUACGGGAACACGAACGCGCCGGUGGCGAUCACGCAUUCGGCCAUCAUCUAUUGUCUGCGCUGUAUGAUCAAUUCCGAUAUUCCGCUCAACCAGGGCUGUCUGGCACCCAUCACCAUCAAGAUCCCCAAGAGGUCUUUACUUUCGCCGUCACGAACUGCCGCUGUCGUUGGCGGCAAUGUCCUCACAUCCCAGCGCAUCACGGACGUCGUGCUCAAAGCGUUCCGUGCCUGCGCCGCGUCCCAGGGCGACACGAAUAACUUGACGUUCGGCACUGGAGGCAAAUCCGAAGACAAAGAUGGCAUUGUCAGCCAUGUCAAUGGAUUCGGGUACUACGAGACCAUCGCGGGCGGAGGCGGUGCUGGGCCUACCUGGACCGGGCAGAGCGGCGUGCAUACCCAUAUGACGAAUACGCAUAUCACGGAUCCAGAGAUUCUGGAGAAACGGUAUCCUUGCGUCCUGCGCCAAUUCACGCUGAGAGAAGGGUCGGGCGGGGUCGGUGCCAAUCCGGGAGGCGAUGGUGUCGUGCGUGAGAUUGAGUUUCUGGAGCCCGUCCAGUGCUCAAUCCUGAGUGAGAGGAGGGUCCACAGGCCGUACGGGAUGGAAGGUGGUGGGCAGGGGAAGGAAGGCUUGAAUCUCUGGAUUACCAAGGAUGAUGAGACCGGGGAGGAACGCAGGGUUAAUCUCGGUGGGAAGAAUACUGUCAAAGUAAGGAGAGGUGACAGAGUGGUGGUUAUGACCCCUGGGGGUGGUGCUUGGGGGAAGAAGGAGGAGUAG
Capronia coronata CBS 617.96 is the source of this 3882-nucleotide messenger RNA. Its product is annotated as 5-oxoprolinase (ATP-hydrolyzing). Lineage: Eukaryota; Fungi; Ascomycota; Eurotiomycetes; Chaetothyriales; Herpotrichiellaceae. Gene Ontology annotation, molecular function: 5-oxoprolinase (ATP-hydrolyzing) activity. Bases 1 to 3882 code for a protein of 1293 amino acids. Gene Ontology annotation, cellular component: cytosol. The transcript has a single exon. The record is from RefSeq and is a predicted model, not a curated record. Gene Ontology annotation, biological process: glutathione metabolic process.